AAAAAAAAAAAAACAAACUGAGGUGUGUCACUGCUGCACAGAGGCUGAUGAAGAGACUUGAGCACUCUCUGGGACUCUCAGCUGAGACAGAAGCACUGACACUGUCUACUGAAGCAGGUUCUGAAACACUCAUGUGCAGUGUAACAGAUGCUGGGCAGGGCACCUGCUAGCUGUAGCCAGGACUUCAGGCUUCUUUAAUUCCAAGCCAUGAAUGACUCCAGGUGGACAGAAUGGAGGAUCCUGAACAUGAGCAGUGGCAUUGUGAAUGUGUCUGAGCGUCACUCCUGCCCACUUGGAUUUGGCCACUACAGUGCAGUGGAUGUCUGUAUCUUCGAGACAGUUGUGAUUGUCUUGCUGACAUUUCUCAUCAUUGCUGGGAACUUGACAGUUAUCUUUGUCUUUCAUUGUGCUCCACUCUUACAUCAUUAUACUACCAGCUAUUUCAUUCAGACGAUGGCAUAUGCUGAUCUCUUCGUUGGAGUGAGCUGCCUGGUUCCUACUCUCUCCCUUCUCCACUACUCCACAGGUGUCCACGAGUCAUUGACUUGCCAGGUUUUUGGAUAUAUCAUCUCAGUUCUGAAAAGUGUUUCUAUGGCAUGUCUUGCUUGUAUCAGUGUGGAUCGCUAUCUAGCAAUAACCAAGCCUCUUUCCUACAAUCAACUGGUCACCCCUUGUCGCCUGAGAAUUUGCAUUAUUUUAAUCUGGAUCUAUUCCUGCUUAAUUUUCUUGCCUUCCUUUUUUGGCUGGGGGAAACCUGGUUACCAUGGUGACAUUUUUGAAUGGUGUGCCACUUCUUGGCUCACCAGUGCCUAUUUUACUGGCUUUAUUGUUUGUUUACUUUAUGCUCCUGCUGCCCUUGUUGUCUGCUUCACUUACUUCCACAUUUUCAAGAUUUGCCGGCAGCACACCAAAGAGAUAAAUGACCGAAGGGCCCGGUUCCCAAGUCAUGAAGUAGAUACUUCUAGGGAGACAGGACACAGCCCUGACCGCCGCUACGCCAUGGUUUUAUUCAGGAUAACUAGUGUGUUUUACAUGCUUUGGCUCCCCUAUAUCAUUUACUUUCUUCUAGAAAGCUCCCGUGUCUUGGACAACCCGACACUGUCCUUCUUAACAACUUGGCUUGCUAUAAGUAACAGUUUUUGUAACUGUGUGAUAUACAGCCUCUCCAACAGUGUUUUCCGGCUAGGCCUCCGAAGACUGUCUGAGACAAUGUGUACCUCUUGUGUGUGUAUGAAAGAACAGGAAACACGAGACCCCAAGCCUAGGAAACGGGCUAAUUCCUGCUCCAUUUGAAGAGACUACAUAGUAAAUCAAAUGUAACCUGACAGUGGUUUUGGAUCAUAUUUGUAAUUCAUUUGGGAAUUUGCCACCAGGGAAAUAUUUACUUAAAUAGUUGAUUAUUAAAUGAAAGAUGAGACUAGAGUUUUUGGGUUUUUUUUUUUUUUCAUUUUCAUGGAAGAAACUAAAGGAAAGCUUGUAUAGAGGGUUAUCUCUUGAAAUAAUUCUAGCGUGUGGGUAAGAAUGUGAAGUAAUAGGGAAAAUUAAGCACUGAGGAUGAAAUAAAGUAUCUCAGAUCUUCUGCAGGACAUGUGCAGGCCCCUCCGGCAUUUCUCUAUCUUCCUGUCUGACUGUCCUCUCUACUUCUCUUUGUUUCUAGUUUUGUCUCCCUCUGUUCUUUUACUCUUUGUGUUUGUGGAAGCCAUCACUUACAUAAAUUGCCCUUUAUAGAAAAAUGCUACAUAGUAUAUAUGUAGCAAAGUGUCAUCUUUUACAUCAAAGUGUACUUUUGCACAAAGUAAUCUACAAUCCCUAAGUGGUCUCUUCAUGGAGAGUCUACAGUAAGCGUUAUAUUUUAUUACUUGCCACACAGCCCCCUUGCUUGUGUUUUUAUAAUCUCUGCUGCACAAAUUUUCUGCUACAAACAGAGACAAUAUUUUUGUUUCUUCUGGGUAAAAUGACAUUUCCUUCCUCUCCUUUUCCUAACAGCCUGUUUUUGCUUUUUUCUCUUUUUCAUGCUCUGCACUCUUUGAUACCUUACUUCAGAAAUGUCUUAGCUAAUGAAAGAAUCUACUGUAUAAAGCAUUCAUAAUGUUAAAUAAUUUAGUCCUUCCAACAAAGCAAUCUGGUAGCCUGUUAAAUAUUUUUAAUGGCUUUUGGAAAUAUUUUUAUAUUAUUUUUAAAAAAUUAGU
This is a messenger RNA of Carlito syrichta (Philippine tarsier), 2189 nucleotides long. It is a transcript of the gene GPR52, whose product is annotated as G protein-coupled receptor 52. Gene Ontology annotation, biological process: G protein-coupled receptor signaling pathway. The transcript has a single exon. Bases 208 to 1293 code for a protein of 361 amino acids. Gene Ontology annotation, molecular function: G protein-coupled receptor activity. The record is from RefSeq and is a predicted model, not a curated record. Gene Ontology annotation, cellular component: membrane. Lineage: Eukaryota; Metazoa; Chordata; Mammalia; Primates; Tarsiidae.